Molecule: messenger RNA, 2136 nt
Organism: Homarus americanus (American lobster)
Lineage: Eukaryota; Metazoa; Arthropoda; Malacostraca; Decapoda; Nephropidae
Gene: CREG
Product: protein CREG1-like
Exons: 7
Coding region: 115-867 (250 amino acids)
Source: RefSeq, a predicted model, not a curated record
CCUUGGUCUAGUCAUAACUUCAUAAGUCAUUGUGAGUUGCGAGUUGAGACCUGGGCGAGCUACUACUGUGUACGAGCUUUAAUUUAAAUAUAAAACAGGCUGGAAAAUACAACAAUGCCUAAGGGAGAAGACUCUCAUAGUCUUCUUGAACCCGGUUUCCAUGUGAAGACUCGUUAUAGGAAGACUGGGUGCUAUUUUUUCAUUAUGGGAGUCACAACUGCACUUUCUGUGGCAGCUUUAACUUUGGCUUUGUACCAGGUUGUUUCAUCUCGGCAACUUGUUUCAUCUCGGCAACUUGUGCAUGUUGCAUCAGGAGGAUUGGAGACAACUUGGCCCCCUCCACCACCUUAUUGGCAAGUGACCAAGAUAGCAAGAUAUGUUGUACAUACCUCAGACUGGGCAUCUAUUGCAACAAUCUCCACUUUACCAGCUUUUGAGGGUUUUCCAUUUGACAACAUACUAAGUAUCAGUGAUGGCCCCAUAAAUCAAUCAAGUGGCAUCCCAUACAUGUACUUGACUGCAAUGGACUUCACUGGAAAGGAUUUACUGAGUGAUCCACGGGCUACACUAGUACUUUCACAGGCUCAAUCUGAUUACUGCAAAAGCAAAGCUUUUGAUCCAGAAGACCCCCGAUGUGCACGCAUCAUUCUCACUGGCAAUGUUGUUGUGUUAGAGAAUGGAACUGCAGAGGCAAGUGCUGCUCAAACUGCAUUGUUUUCAAGGCAUCCUGCCAUGGAAUCUUGGCCUACUGGUCAUCAUUGGUUCUUCUGCAAGUUGGACAUCAAAAACAUCUAUGUUUUGGAUUUCUUUGGUGGUGCAGCUCCAGUGGAUCUUGAUGAAUACUAUAAAACUGACCCAUUUCCUUAGAAGUCUAAUACUCUUGCAGUGUCGGGAUUUAAGUUCAAGAGAAGACAUAUCUCCUUUUUUUAGAUAUGUUAAAAACUUGAAUGAAAGAAUAGCUUUCUAAAUAUUAUUACAAGAGUAAAAAUGUGAAUUUUCAUCCUUAUCAAAUGGUAUUACAAUGGAACGAAAAGAAAAUUAUAACAGAGUGCACUGUUAUUAGAGAAACACUACAAAGAAUGGUUUAUUUUUUAUAGAUUUAAUCAGUCCCAGUAGAAUAUAGUGUAUGCUCAAAGUUAGCAUAUAGAUUGUAGUAAAAGGUCAUUGUGAUAAUUUUGAGAUGAUCUAGAAGACUGUGGUGUAUUAUUAAGGUAACCUGUAUUUUCUUUAGCUCUUAAAUUUUUUUUAAUAGUACAGGAACUAUUAAAUUACUAGUCAAUAUGACAAUAAGGGUAGAUUCAUAAGAAGUAAUAUUAACAACAUGUGUAAUUUCUGGGUUGUGAUUAAAGCUAAUUGUGUUCAUGAUCAGCUGUUUAAAGGUCAAAUUUAUUAAUAUUGACCAUGGUAAAUUUAUGUAGAAAAGUUCUUAUGUUGAUGAGUUGUUUACAGGUUGUGAUAAUCAACAAGAUUUAAACAAAUUUCUCUACCUUUUCUUUUAAUAUGCCUAUUUCAUCUUACCAAACCCUUUUUUAUCUGUCCAACACUUUUUCCACAUUCACAUCUUCAUAUUUCUGCAUCCUGUUCAUGUCACAAUUGGCUGUCAAACAUCUUCUCUUUGUUGCUAAAUGAUUUACCAUGCUAUUCAUCAUCUUUAACUUCUUUGACUUAGUUUUCUCUACAUAUACAGUAUUCCUUAAUGCCAAUUUUACGUACUUUCUCUUCUUUGUUUUGUGAUUCAAUACUAAUUGUUCUAUAUCUUGACAUGUCCACUCACAAAUAUGAGAAACACUUAACUUGUUCCAUGCUGUCUUCAUUCUAACUAAAAUUAGUGUUUAGCCUAUGGAUCAUCAACAAGUGACCAGUGAGUUAUGACGGAUCCAUUCUGGUUAUUGAGUACACUAAUGUUAUCAUUUAUUACCUGUUCCAAAAAACUCAGACUUAGUUAAGGAACUGCUGCAUAGUCUGAUCUUUCCUGUUGCUCUCUACACUUGUCCUGCAAGAGUUUCCUUACCUAUUUCCCCCUUCUUGAGGUUCCUUGAUCCACCACAUACAAAAAUGUCAGAGGACUAAUAUGAUUGGCAGAGAUGUAAAUUUUUAAUGUGAAAUUUGUGCCUUUUAUAAUAUACCUGUAGUCAU